AUGGGUAACGCGCCUUCAUUCAUCAAGGAAAGCUCCUAUGUACUUGACCCGGAUGGAGAGGUGACCAUAAUACUACGGAACCCAAACGCGCCAUUUGCGGUUUCAAAGUCACAAGAAUCGAGCGAAUCGGAGUCAGAAGAUACCGACAGCGAAACUGAGAGCAAUCAUGAACAAAUGGACACCGAUGAGGCCGAAGGAGGCGGUAUCGAAAGUAAGGGCCAUGUCGACGCCUCCAGCGACAACCCCAGCCAGAACAACAACGACAAAAAGAACGAAGAGGAAGGCAGCACUCUUCAGGAAAACGGGGCGGUGGAGAUCCCGAUCGAGGGUUGGGACACAGAAGCGUUCUUGAUUUUGAUGAACAUCUUCCAUUGUCGACACUCUGCCUUGCCGCGCACUCCAAUAAUCGAGAUGAUGGCAAAAGUCGGUGUUCUGACCGACUACUAUGAUUGUCUUUCAUCCGUACAAAUUUUCGCCGAUAGGUUUGCGCCGGAAAUUGGUGCACUACGAUCGGCCGAUGGCAUCCGUGACUGGGUGCUCCGACUUUGGAUCGCCUGGGUCUUUCGUCAGGACCGUAUCUGGAAGGACAUCUUUUUGAAGGCUAGUGAGUGGUUUCCAGUGCCUAUUCAGACAUAUGGCCUCCCAUUUCCUGGUCAUAUAUUAGUGGCGGACCCGACCACCCACCGGCGAAAGGCGGUGGGUGGUCGGGUCCGCCACUAA
Messenger RNA from Aspergillus melleus, 720 nucleotides. RefSeq lists its product as uncharacterized. The record is from RefSeq and is a predicted model, not a curated record. NCBI's taxonomy places the organism in Eukaryota, Fungi, Ascomycota, Eurotiomycetes, Eurotiales, Aspergillaceae. Bases 1 to 720 code for a protein of 239 amino acids. The transcript is spliced from 2 exons.